GCCGCGGGAGGUCCGGACACUGGCGGCCAUGGGACUUGCCGGUACUGGAGGACACCUGUCUUAACUGGGUUGCUCUGAGGACUAAUGCCUAAACCAUCUCAGCAUGGCCUAUAGAGGAAGAGGUGGGCGUGGCCAGCCUUCCUCAGCAUCACUCUCCCGUGUCAUCCCUGGAAGUCUUCACACAUUUAGGACCUGUGCCCAUAAUAUAUGCAUGGUGUCGGACUUUUUCUACCCAAACAUGGGAGGCGUGGAAAGUCACAUUUACCAGCUCUCUCAGUGCCUGAUUGAACGAGGGCACAAGGUCAUAAUUGUCACCCACGCUUACGGAAAUCGCAAAGGUGUCCGUUACCUCACUAAUGGCCUCAAAGUCUAUUACUUGCCUCUGAAAGUCAUGUACAACCAAUCUACAGCCACGACCCUCUUUCACAGUCUGCCAUUGCUCAGGUACAUAUUUGUUCGGGAGAGAGUCACGAUAAUCCAUUCACAUAGUUCCUUUUCUGCCAUGGCCCAUGAUGCCCUCUUCCACGCCAAGACAAUGGGCCUCCAGACAGUCUUCACGGACCAUUCCCUUUUCGGAUUUGCUGAUGUCAGCUCGGUGCUUACAAACAAGCUUCUAACUGUGUCUCUUUGUGACACAAACCACAUAAUUUGUGUCUCUUACACUAGUAAGGAAAACACUGUGCUAAGAGCAGCACUGAAUCCUGAAAUAGUGUCCGUCAUUCCUAAUGCUGUAGAUCCUACUGACUUCACUCCAGACCCAUUUAGAAGGCAUGAUAGUAUAAUAACUAUUGUUGUUGUCAGCAGACUUGUUUACAGAAAAGGGACUGAUUUACUUAGUGGUAUAAUACCUGAACUCUGUCAGAAAUAUCCUGAUUUAAAAUUCAUAAUUGGAGGAGAGGGACCAAAGAGAAUCAUUUUGGAAGAAGUACGGGAAAGAUACCAGCUCCAUGACAGAGUGCGUCUGUUGGGAGCCUUAGAACACAAGGAUGUUAGAAAUGUCUUAGUUCAAGGACAUAUUUUUCUUAAUACUUCUCUUACGGAAGCAUUCUGCAUGGCGAUUGUGGAAGCAGCCAGUUGUGGUUUACAGGUUGUAAGUACCAGGGUUGGUGGAAUUCCUGAAGUACUUCCAGAAAAUCUUAUCAUUUUAUGUGAGCCUUCUGUAAAAUCUUUGUGUGAGGGAUUGGAAAAAGCUAUUUUCCAACUGAAGUCAGGAGCAUUGCCACCUCCAGAAAAUAUCCAUAACAUUGUAAAGACUUUCUACACCUGGAGGAACGUUGCAGAGAGAACUGAAAAAGUGUACGACCGAGUGGCAGGAGAAGCUGUGUUACCCAUGGACAAACGGCUGGACAGACUCAUCUCUCACUGUGGCCCUGUGACAGGCUGCAUUUUUGCUCUGUUGGCUGUAUUCAACUUUCUCUUCCUCAUUUUCCUGAGAUGGGUGACUCCAGAUUCUUUCAUUGAUGUUGCAAUAGAUGCCACAGGGCCAAAGGGUGCCUGGACUCAUCGAUAUCCUUAUCGAUAUAGUAAAAAGGGGGCUGAGAAUACUGAACUGUCUAAAACAAGAUAGAAGAAAGCCUGAAUUGUGAGAUUUUCAAUACUUGUAAUAGUUCUAUUGAGACUAUUGAAAAUAACCUUGCUUUUUUUCUUUUUCAUUUUAAACUUAAUUUAGUAAGUUAUGCUACCUCUAUAUCAUUCAAUGUUUUAUUUUGAGGAAAGAUAAACACUUAUGCAAUUCCUGAGUGUUGAAACUCCUUGCACUUAUUUAAAAUUUAGGAGAGAGCAUUGAAGCCACUCAGGUAUGCAAUUUUUCAGACUACUGAAAUCCCUCUAGCAGAGAUGUUUUAAUGUUAUAUUUUGGGAGCUUUGGGUGCCGAAGGGCCAAACGUUUCCUGGGCAUUUUUUGGCCAGUUUUAAAUGUUCUACCAUUAGACGUUCACCAGAUGUUUACAGGUUUUCUUUAGGGAGGUACAACAACUCUAUGAACUAUUUUUUAAGUCAUGUUCAUACUACGUUUAUUAGACGUCGAAGUCAUGUUCGUAACUUAUUGGGUACACUCAGUAAGUGUUCCAUAUAAUCAGGUUUCUUGAGUAAAAUGGGCUGUCAGCAACCAGCCUGUUUGAAGCACCUGUCACAUGUUGAACUAGAUGCUUCCUGCGUUAGGAACCAGGGGAUGCAUUCAUUCCUUGUUGAUCACUCAAAUAAAUGGCUCACUUCGUCAUAGUCAUAUUUGACAUGAAGUGGUAAGAUAUCCACCACGCCAAAAAUGCUGAUGGUUUUUAAUGCCAGGAAAAAAAUUGCCUGCAUACUCCGAGUUCUUCUCUGAUCCUGUUGGAUGCAUUCUCCUAGGUCAAGCCUUCGUCUUCAGUUGUAUGUAUGAAAAUGCUUCUUCCUUUUAAAUACUAGGGACCGAUCCCACUGUUGAUGAUAGUGCAGAGAAACCCUCCACAUCUCUCAGUGCAUAAUUUAGUCCUCUGUCAAUGCCUUCGUGUUUUCCGAGCAGAAUGUACGAGGUGUGCCAUCUCAAAAUCAGCUGCUACCCUGGAUCUUUGAUAGAAGUCACCUCCCUUCACUUGUGGCCUAGCUGAUGCCUGAUAAGUAUUGUCAGUGUGCAGAAGUCUUGACCCAGAAUAUUUUGUUUAUAGCCAGUUGAGUCUGAAAAUUUUAGGAACAGUCUCUUUGUGGAUGGAUGUUUUUAACUAUAAUUGUUGUUGCCCAGAGCCAUGGGUUUUUAAACCCCAAAUUAUCCACAUGGUGUGUCUUAUUAAUUCUUUGAACUCCUUAUUAGAAUAAAUUUUUGUGAUAAAGGACUGUAAAAUCACAAGAGUGAGGCACUGUGGACGUGCUAGUUAGACGCUGGCAGUAUUGUGAUUCUUUACAGGAUUUUUUUUAAUGACAACAUUCACAGAACUUUUAAAAAAGUAUCUUAACAUGUCUGUUAAUUGGUUGCCACUGAUACACAAGAAAUAUAUUUGUGUUUUAAAACACAAAAUGCAAGAGUACAGUUUUUAAUAUCUAGAAGUUAGGGGUUCUUUUGUUAACGAAAAACAGACUGACCCAAACCAUUCGAUCUCACUGGGAUUUUUAGGCAUAGAAACUGAAUUAUAUAAAUAGGAAAUAAACAGUGCCAGUAUUCAUGAUAAAGCGGGGAACUAUAUAACAUUUGUUUUUAUCCGUUCAUUAAUUUUUAAAGGCAUACUCCUGUUUUUUCUUGUGUUUUAUUCUUUCCCUAGCUUUUUUUUUCUUCAAAAUUAUCAUUUAACGAUUAAACUGCCAUUUAUUUCACAUGGAAAUAGGAUUUAAUGUUAUUGCAUGAAAAAUAUGUAAGUUGCAUAUUUUCCUUAUUUUUUUCUUUAAUAAGUGGAAGUAAACUUGCUUGUUCUAGUACAUCUGAAUUUUCAGGCUUCCUGAAUACCUUAAUUGUAACUGUCAGUGUUGCACUGGUCAAUAUGUGGGAACAUAUUGUUCUACCCUGCUACUUACAUUUAUUUGAAAGUGAACUUGCAGUGAUAAGGAAUAUAUGAAAAAUAUAUUGUGUUUCUUUUGAUGUUGCAAAAAGUAGCACAUGUAAAGCUGAUUUAUAAAAACACGCUACCUGUCCAAAAAUAAAGACCAAAAUGACAUUUUGACAUUUUUCUGAAUUUGCCUUGUUUGAGAAAAAGAAUACUAUUAACUAACUGAGCAAUACUCCCCCCACCUACCUACCUCACAUGCUUUUUUUUAUUUUAGUGCAAUCUGAUGUUUUGCUUGGUCUGUUAGUGAAACAGGAAAUAUGGAAAUAUCUUUUAGUUGAUUAAUUACUCUGUCAUCUUUUCUUUCUAGAAUAUUCUUUGUUUUAAUCAUGGAAUAGCAAGUUCAAUUGUGCCUUUGUUUCCUGAUCCAAACAAGCCUGUAUUUUUCACUUCACUAGAAUUACUAUGUAAGACAAAUGAAUACUCCUGUAAACUAUUGUAUAUGUGAAUUACAUAAUUAUACUCUAUAUCUUGCAAGCUAUUUUAAGAAAAAUUGGAAUUUUGACUUCAUUUACCGAAACCCAGUGUACCAACAGUCCCUGCUUCACCUGCAGCCUACUCACAGGUCUGACCUUCCUACGUACUUGACCUGGCCCCAGCUAGUGAUUAUUUUAAUCUUUACAUCAAACAUCUCUACCUGAUAGCUCGUCAAAGGAGCUGUGAGGGGUGUGUCCCUGUGCUAUUUCCCUGGUAACUGAUGAGCCACCUGACUUCAGUUCCCCUAUAGCUGCUAAUCUGCCCCUUCCCUCAGUAGCGAAACCUCCUAUCUCCAUGUCCUGCCAUCCUGCUACCUGUUACUUACAGCACGCAUUGGGGUGUCACUCCA
Molecule: messenger RNA, 4335 nt
Organism: Dama dama (fallow deer)
Lineage: Eukaryota; Metazoa; Chordata; Mammalia; Artiodactyla; Cervidae
Gene: PIGA
Product: phosphatidylinositol glycan anchor biosynthesis class A
Exons: 6
Coding region: 104-1567 (487 amino acids)
Biological process (GO): GPI anchor biosynthetic process
Cellular component (GO): glycosylphosphatidylinositol-N-acetylglucosaminyltransferase (GPI-GnT) complex
Molecular function (GO): phosphatidylinositol N-acetylglucosaminyltransferase activity
Source: RefSeq, a predicted model, not a curated record